AUGUCACGCCCGGCAAAGUAUCGCCAGAUUCAAACCAGAUCUGCCGAAAGUGAUGGUGACAACGAGGAGCAAGAUUUCAAUUCCGACCAUGAUGCAACAUUGUCAGAUGGAGGACCCAACAGAAACCCAAGAGGACCAACGCCAGACACAGAGCCAGAAGACACUGCACCAGAAGACACAGAGGCAGAAGCCGAAGAGUCAGCAGAAGAAGAGGAAAGAGAGGUCCCACUCAGUGCAUGGGUCCAUCUCACUCAUGAACAUUGCUGGGCCGUAUGCAAAGGACCGACCUCCAAUAGUAAGAAGGACCGGAUUAUCUGUGGGAAACUCAAGACCAAGUGCCGUCUGCACCGCGUCUUGAGAGAAGAAGGACACCGGGCCAAACCUAUGUGGCAUGAGGGAAUUGUCUCCACCAAGGACAAGAACACCAACACUGGGGAUUACAUCAUCCACGGUCAACAGGAUGGUUUCAGCCGAUCUGAAGAGAGAAUGGACGAGAGCCUCAACCGGGCAACAGGAUUAGACAACGAGGAGUCUCCUUCUGAAGAUGAAGAGGGACCCGAGGACACUGACCGCGAAGAAACAGACUUUGAAGCAACAGAUUUUGAAGCCAGUGAGGGAGAGAUAGAAGGCCACCUCAACGAGGAUCCCAAGGCCGAUGCUCUCCAAGAGCUGAACGAUAAGAUCGCUCUGAUGGAAAGAGAGACCCAACUGUUGAGGCUGAAGGCGGAACGUGCUAAACUAGAAGCUGAGUCGCCCAAGAAGAAACCGGCCCGCAAAGGGAAGCAGGCCACUCCCAGCAAGAAGAAGGCUCAAGCAACAGCCCGCAAACAAACCCCAAUCGCCAGAAAGAAGAAGUUGAGGAAGAACAAGCCUCCUCCUAAACAAGUGUCUAUCAAAGAGGGCAACAACACUUCCAAAUCCCCUUCCAAGCCAACUGCCGCCACCGCGAGAAAAUUGGACCCAGAACUGUCAGCCAUCACCACUACCGUACCAUCUGUCCUCGACACGGUGCUACUGAAGAUCCAACCAUUCUUCAUCAAGCUCCAGGAAUCCACAGAGAAGAUGGAUCGCAUGAUGGAGCAGCAGGCCCUACAAGAGAACCAAACCCCUUCAACUACUGGAACUCCUAAUAUGAUUCCCAUGGGAUCUACCAACCUACCUACCGCCAACGGCCACUACAAUGCCAUGACAAUCGAGGGAAACGGACCAGCUCCUCCCACUCUACCUACCCAAACACCACCAGCAGUAAUUACACCGACCAGACCUACUACCUACCAAGGGCCCAUUCCUACCUACCAACAAGAUGGAUCCAAGGGUGACAGUGACAAGAUCCAUGAGAUCGAAAUCACCAGUGUUGAGAUUGAUAAGGCAAUGAUGCCGGAGGCCAUGACCAAAAAUAAGGAGAUCAACGGUACCUAUGAUAGAGCGGAUGAUAUUGCGGCGUUACCAGGUAAGACUUCACCCGGUGGAGGAGACAGUGAAAGUGGUAGCGGAGUUAGCGAAGAUGUGCUGACUCGACUCGCGGAGACUUUGGGCUCCGACAACUCCAAGAUUACAAUGCUUGAUUCGAGAUAUGGUAGACGCAACCGUCAUGGAUUGGGUCUGAUCACCUCCGAAGACACCCUCCUGGACGCCUACAAGCAGUGCUACAAGAAAGAGGACGUCAUCUUCAACAACUGCCCUGAUCGGCAAGAUCAUGUCCACUCCGCAAAUCUACUGGACAUUCGGACCAACUGCAACUCCAAGAAGAUGCUCCUACUUCAGAACUAUGCCUAUCUUUGCGAUGCCAAGAAGAAGGGCUUCGUCAACGACACCAUCACUGAGAAGAAUUUUGAACGCCAAGACCGAAGAAACCAACGACUACGCGAUGAGCUCGAAGCAGUCAAGGCUAUCAAAGGAGGCCCUAAAGAAGGCAGAGGCAACCCACACAAGGACCAAGACUCUUCACCGAAGAAAUGCUCCCACUGCAAAAACCGCGACCUACACAUUGCCGCUGGACUAGAGCACAUCAAGACUGUUUGUCCUCUGAAGGACAAAGCCGGAUCUUGGGCCAAGGCUGCAGCUGGAAAGGUAGCAGCCAAAUAUGCGAACAACAACAAGGGCGAGAAAACGCGUCCUAUGGAAGAAGUUAUCAAGGAGGUGUCCGAGAGUUGGGCAAAGUCCUAG
Molecule: messenger RNA, 2166 nt
Organism: Cylindrotheca closterium
Lineage: Eukaryota; Bacillariophyta; Bacillariophyceae; Bacillariales; Bacillariaceae
Source: the annotation of a GenBank genome assembly